AUGUCUCGUAGAACUCUAGAGCCAGCUUUGAGAAACUCCAACUCAGUCACCGUUUUACCCCUACAAGACAUAACUGAGACCAUCCAUGCAGACACCAUACCCAAUAACCGGCCGAAGCGAAGGACCAAGGUUCCGAAAGGGGCUUUGGGACGGAAACUUAAACGUACAGCUCAGCCUGCGGCACAGACCUCUUCUCUUCCACCCUCGUCUCCAAUCGGCCCAUCAUCAGCCGAUUUUCUUCCUAUCGCCAGCUCUGACGAUGGCAUUAAGCGUUUGCAGGAAGUUGAAGGACAGGGACAUGGGUUUUGGAUGGAUGAAGACAGGGAAGAGGAUUGGAAGGGGAAUAUAGAUUUCAGCUCGCAAUGUUACGAUGGAGACGGAAAUUACAUCGCACUACGGUUUCAAGAUGCAGCGGAGGAGGAGGUUCCGAUCGCAAAUGACCCAGAUCCUUUUGGAUUCUUUGCAGUGGAAGAGAAGUUGAAGGCCGAGCGGUCAAGGCAACCUUUGAAGCCUUCUAAACCGCUACUACCUCCAUCCAAACCGACAACUCUGCCGUUAAACCCUCCUUGUACUCCGCACAAACGGCGGAUUGGGAGGCAUGCAGUAACCGCUUCUUCGAGGAGUUCCAGUCCAGGGAGAUCCAAUAGAUUGCCAAGCUCACCUUCUCCUGCCAAACGUCCGUCUGAACGAUUUGUAACACGCGAAACAAAUCUGGACAAUGAUGAAGAGAUUGCACCCUUGAUAGUAGAUCACGAUGAUACGCCUCCAAAAGCGGAUGGGAGGAGAAAGAAGCCUAGGCGAGAUGAUAGUCCUGUCAGUCCCGAGCGACUGGCCAAGUCCUUGACUUGUCUUCUCCCAAGACGUCGUCGUAGAGGGAAGAAUCCUCGCACCUAUAAGGAUGAAGAUGAUAGCGAGGAUGAGCAGCCCACGGCCAAGAGGCAAACUCGACGCCGACAAAAGCCCAGAGAGGCCGUAAGGCAAGAUGAGGAUGGAGAGAUAGACGUUGACGUGGAGAGAAUGGCACAAGAACGUCAGGCACGGCUCGAAUAUUUUAAGAAACUGCAAAAUUAUGAAAUCGCGAAGGAGAAUGUCUACGUUAUAUAA
Messenger RNA from Marasmius oreades (fairy-ring Marasmius), 1104 nucleotides. RefSeq lists its product as uncharacterized. NCBI's taxonomy places the organism in Eukaryota, Fungi, Basidiomycota, Agaricomycetes, Agaricales, Marasmiaceae. The record is from RefSeq and is a predicted model, not a curated record. The transcript is spliced from 2 exons. The coding region runs from base 1 to 1104 and encodes 367 amino acids.